Molecule: messenger RNA, 558 nt
Organism: Helobdella robusta
Lineage: Eukaryota; Metazoa; Annelida; Clitellata; Rhynchobdellida; Glossiphoniidae
Exons: 3
Cellular component (GO): cytoplasm
Source: RefSeq, a predicted model, not a curated record
CUUCACGGGGCUGCAUUUACAUCUCAAAUCUGGAAGACAUUGGGAACAUUACAAUUGGUGGCUGCAUUUGGUCAGUUAGCAAUCGCCAUUGACCUUCCAGGGUGGGGCCACAGCACAAACAGUCGACUGACAUCAGAAGAAUCUCGAAAAAACUUUCUCACCCUCCUGUUUAAUGAAUUAAACAUCACAAAACCGAUCCUCAUCACCCCAUCUAUGAGUGGGGUAUAUUCCAUGCCCUUCAUUAUGGAGCCACAAUCUGAAACAUGCAAGGAGAGAAUCAAUGGACUAAUUGCUCUUGCUCCGACUGCCACCAAUGUCUACAGCCAUGCUCAGUUUCACAGAUGCGAUGCAAAAACGUACAUUGUGAUUGGCGAAAAUGACAAAAACAUAGGCCUAUUUGCCCUGGCUAACUUGAAAAAUAUGCCAAAUCGUAAAAUUUUCAUCAUGAGAAAUUCAUCUCAUGCCUGCUACAAAGAUCAACCGACAUUUUGGAACGAAAUAAUUUAUCAUUACAACAAAGAAAUAAUUAAACGAGUGGAUGACAGUUCACACUUUUGA